Messenger RNA from Triticum turgidum subsp. durum (durum wheat), 291 nucleotides. The record is from the annotation of a GenBank genome assembly. Lineage: Eukaryota; Viridiplantae; Streptophyta; Magnoliopsida; Poales; Poaceae.
AUGCAGCAGCACGACCGGAAGAUCGCCAAGGACAAGCUCUGGAGCAGGGAGCGGCGGGCAGCUCAGCGGCCUACGCUCACUUGUAUGGGCCAUGGCAGGUUUUGCCUUGUCGACUGUGUGGUACGCCAGGGAAUGAAGUCUGGUUACCCUGAUGGCUGCAUGCUCAACAUCACCACAUUUCGCCUCCGAUACUCUCGCAAGGGAGAGCUGCGGAUCGCUGAUCACGCCACCAGGUCCUGUCAAAUGACCAAGAAUGUCCGCGCAUUUUCUCCUGUGGCGUUCUGGAUGUAA